UAUGGCUGUGGGUUCACCCAAUGGUGUACUGAGUCACUGUUUUCAACUGGCAUUAAGGAAAUUACGAGAAAUUGAAGGAAAAAAUGGUUCGCUCUUGUUGUUAUCCGGGUUGUGGCAGGAAAAUGAAGACAUACACCACUGAAAGUUUUCAUAGGAUACCUCUACAUGACAAAGUCUUUAGGCUGUGGCUUGAUGUGUUGCAACUUGAUGUCAACACGCCUAUCCCCACACUGAAAGAGCAUGAUUACCGUGUGUGUAGUGCACAUUUUGACCCAGAUGACUUCCCUGAAAGAGGCCAAGAUCAGCCAACGAAAAGAUCUCGUCUGCGGAGAGGUGCCAUACCAAAAGCGGCGCAACUUACACCCGGGGAGACCACAGCCGAUGAUGUUGCCAGAUCCACCCGUGUCCCAAGACUAGUUCUGUCCAGUCCACUCUCCUCCUCAUCCUCCACACUGCAAACACACACCAGGCAACCAGCUACUGGAGCACGACCUCUUCUCUGGAAGCAAGCAGUGUUGGAUGAUGGGCCGUCCUCUCCUGUUGCCAUGUCAACCCCUGAGAGUCCCCCGAGUCUGCUGCUAACGGUGGAGGAGAUCACUGACUGUGCCAACGGAAAUGUGUGGAACACUGUACACCGGGAACACGCAUACGCAGUGCAUCAGAGUGUUGAAGAGCCUCUGGUUUCCCACGACAACGGAAUGGAACAGGCGGAGACAAACCAGCACACAGAAAUGAUAACAGAACCAACAGAAGCAGAUAACCACAGGGAUAAGCCAUCUGUCAGAUCUGAGAAGACUGGUGCGAAGAGGGAGGUGCUGGUGCAAGUGUCCUGUCUGCUGCAGCUGUUUGACAGGUGUUCUGGGUGUGGUGUGGAGUCGUGUAGUCUGUGGUCGUGGAGUAACGGGCAAGUGUUUCAUGUGACCCAACAAUGCAGGACGUGCCAAAACAUUAAGAAGUGGGCAAGCCACACUGAAGACAGCCAACAGGUAUCCAACGAGGUGUCGGUCCAGACAGCAGCAGGAGAGGAGGAGAUAAAAGAGGAAGAGGGAGAGCUUCAAGGACAUGGUUGCCCAGGUGACACCAGAGUUCUAAAGUUCUACAAUGGUUGCCCAGACACCCUGGUGGCAUUAAAUAGCCCUGAGGGAGAGGAUGAGGAGGAAGAGGAUGAGGAAGAUGAGGAGGAUGAAGAAGAUGAGGAGCAGGAGGAGGAGAAGGAGUUGCCCAGAGAGGAGCAGCGCGGGGCGGGCAAGAGGAGGCGAUGGCACCCCCUAUUACUUCUGGAGGAACAACUUCUGCUGGAGCAUGGAGAAGAGGAGGAGGAGAAUAGAAGGGAGGAAUGGGAGAGGAGAUGGAGGUGA
This is a messenger RNA of Engraulis encrasicolus (European anchovy), 1358 nucleotides long. RefSeq lists its product as uncharacterized. Lineage: Eukaryota; Metazoa; Chordata; Actinopteri; Clupeiformes; Engraulidae. The transcript is spliced from 11 exons. The coding region runs from base 84 to 1358 and encodes 424 amino acids. The record is from RefSeq and is a predicted model, not a curated record.